Molecule: messenger RNA, 727 nt
Organism: Rubroshorea leprosula
Lineage: Eukaryota; Viridiplantae; Streptophyta; Magnoliopsida; Malvales; Dipterocarpaceae
Source: the annotation of a GenBank genome assembly
AUUAUUGUUGAAAUUUGAAAAAAGCAAUCUAAAAGUUAAAAAAUAUAAGCUCUGGGCAGUAUGUAGGGGUGAGCCGUUUGGAAUUGAUUUUUUCUUCCUGUUUUUCUUUUCUUCGAUGCUGGGAAACCUCCUCCAUGUUUCUUGGCCCUCCCUACCAUGAUCGAGUAGUCGAGGUUCCAUGUCUGGCAAAUCUCUGGCAAUUGAUAAUUUUUUAUUCAACCUUAUCUUCAAUAAACCCCUAAUAAUCCUUCUCCUAAAAAACCUCAACUUCCUACUUUAAAACAACCUCAAACACCAGAAAUUAUUUUAUCUUCUGCCACCUGAAAUCCAGCUUCUUUAAAAUUUCGUAUGAGCCCUUAAACUGAGUUCUGAUAAAUCUGGGUGUAGAAUAAGAGGUUGACAAAGGUCAAAGAAACAAAAGUAUACCUUCGUUCAAAUGCUCUGCAGCCUUUUAUUUUGUAAAGCUAGAUACUAGAUGCUGCAAGUCAAGAUUGAAAGCAACUGGAAGCACCCUACAUAAGAAGCAAACAAAAGUAAUUAGGAUAAUAAUCAAUUAUAGUUUUGGAGAUCCAUGUGAAUUUUAAAAGUAGUUAUCUUUGCUCCAUCCUUUCAACCAAAUUUUAAAUUGGUGUAAAGUAAUCUGCUCAUACUCAUAUUUUAGCAUCAUUCUUCAGUUUUAACAUAUCAUUUGAAAGCACAAUAUGAAAAAGAAAAUAAUUGCAUGAUG